Messenger RNA from Lagopus muta (rock ptarmigan), 2545 nucleotides. It is a transcript of the gene OTUD1, whose product is annotated as OTU deubiquitinase 1. Gene Ontology annotation, molecular function: cysteine-type deubiquitinase activity. Gene Ontology annotation, biological process: protein deubiquitination. Lineage: Eukaryota; Metazoa; Chordata; Aves; Galliformes; Phasianidae. The transcript has a single exon. The record is from RefSeq and is a predicted model, not a curated record. The coding region runs from base 228 to 1367 and encodes 379 amino acids.
GCGGCGGGGCCGCGCCGCUUGUGGCGCAGUCGGAAUUGCGGCGGGCGCCGCCGGGCCCAGCGGGCAGCGCGGGGCAGGGGAGGGGCGGCGGGGAGGGGGCGAUGCCCCGGGUUAUUUUUACCCGGGCGGCUCAUCCUCUCCGGCAGCCCCGGCGCGGCCCCCGCUGCCGCUCCCCGCCCCGGCUCCGGCGGCGCCGCCUAUAAAGCGCCGCCCGCGGGGAGCCGAGGAUGCAGCUCUACAGCUCCGUGAUCACCCACUACCCCGCGGGCGGGACGGCCCCUCCGAGCGCCGCGGCCGUUUUCAAGGUCUCCGUGCCGCCGGGACCCCCCUCUGCCGACGCAGCGAGCGACGCCGCAGGGCCGAGCCCCAGCCCGACCGCCGAGAGCCCCGCCAAGGACGGCCCGAGCCCGGGGGGCCCCGCCGCCGCCGCCAUGCCCGCCUUCUCCUCCUGCCUAGAGGUGAUGCCGAGCGGCCCCGCCGCCGCCGCCGGCCCGCAGUACAGCUCCUGCGCGCAGCUCACCGUCAGCCGCCGCCGCCCGCUGGAGCGCGUGGUGCCCAUCCGCCUGCUGCCCCGGCCCGAGCCCGCUCCGCACGGCCGCGCCUGGCUGGAGGGCGUCGUGCAGAGCGGCGCCGAGGAGCCCAGCAACCGCAGCCUACGGCUCAGCGAGCACUGCCAGGCGCUGCAGGCCGCCGCCGCCGGCCAGCCCGGCCCGCAGCCGGAGCGCGGUGGGGAGGACGAGGAGGGCGGCGGCGCGGCCGGGGCGCGGCGGGCGGAGCGCAGCGAGAAGCUGGCGCUGUACCUGGCCGAGGUGGAAAAGCAAGACCGGUACCUGCGGCAGAAGGGCCGCUUCCGCUUCCACAUCAUCCCCGACGGGAACUGCCUGUACCGCGCCGUCUGCAAGGCGGUGUACGGGGACCAGCGGCUGCACGGCGAGCUCCGCGAGCAGACGGUGCAUUACAUCGCCGACCACCUGGACCACUUCGGCCCCAUCAUCGAGGGCGACGUCGGGGAGUUCCUCAUCGCCGCCGCGCAGGACGGCGCCUGGGCCGGCUACCCCGAGCUGCUGGCCAUGGGGCAGAUGCUGAACGUCAACAUCCACCUGACGACGGGCGGGCGGCCCGAGAGCCCCACCGUUUCCACCAUGGUUCACUACUUGGGGCCCGAGGACCCGACGCGGCCCAGCAUCUGGCUGAGCUGGCUGAGCAACGGCCACUACGACGCCGUGCUGGACCGCGUCUGCCCCAACCCCGAGUACGAGGCCUGGUGCAGGCAGACUCAGGUGCAGCGCCGGCGGGACGAGGAGCUGGCCAAGUCCAUGGCUGUGUCCCUCUCCAAGAUGUACAUCGAGCAGAACGCCUGCUCGUGAGGCUGCCCGGGAGCAGGGCUGCAGGGACAGAUGGACGGAAGUGCGCUGGCCGUGAUGGUGAUGCCUUAAUCCUUAAUGAAGCAGCAGCACCCCGGACUGAGACGAGCGGUAGAUCGUGGGGGAUAAUUCCAGGCGUGUUUGUAGUAUUCUGUUGUAGAAACUUAGCCUCGGAUUAUUUGCCAGCAGGUUCUCUGUGUAUGUUUGUGUCUCCCCUCCUCACCGUUUCUCUAUUUUCUAUGAGAAUGUAUUUUUUGCACAUUUUUAAACUGUUACGUCCGUCUUUUACAUCUCAUGUUAGUAUCUGGCUUUGAGCUGCAUAGCCAAAAACAUUUGUAACAAUUUUUGUAAAUAAGGCUUAUGAUGUAACAGCUAUUUUUUGCUGUGUUUUUUACCCAUAAACCUUAUAUUUUUACCAAAUGAAGCCAAUGUCAAGCGACCCUCCCAAACUGGUGAAAGAAACUUGGGUAUUCUUUGCAAAACAAUAGUUUUUGUUCAAGUGCGGCAAAGUAGGAGAAGACUGCUUUCAGAACAGUUGGUUUCUCUGCCUCGAGUGCAGAACAGGUCCUCUGAGCCGGCUGGAAUGCAGCUCCAUGUGCACCGCGUGGGGAGCAAUUGACUCUUCUGUAUUUAAUUACUGUUUUGAGUAAACUGGCCUCUCGUUGCCUGGUUGGCUCACCCUCUGCGCCGUUUAUGUUAUUUAUCUGUAAUAACAGAACAUUAACUUGCAAUAGAAUGUUGUGACUAGAUAAUAGCCUACCGCUUUGGCAGUAAUUGCCUUGGCUGCACCUCGGUGUUUGUGUUCCUGUUUCUGGGGUUAUGGUGUCUUUUGUAUGAGCCCUGCUUCUGUUUUGGCGCUUGUAUUGCACCAACAAAUCAUUAUCUGAUCACAACAUUUUAUUCAUUGGAUGUUAUUUUCUAAAUAAGAAAUCAGGAAUGGUAUUCUGCGUUUAAAAAGUAUUUAAAUUGAGAUUUGUAUGGUUUGCUGGGUCAAACAUUUAAAUGUUUCCAACCUAAAUUCUGUUUCUUCUACUUUCUGAUUAACUUGUUAGAUAUAUUUAUUAAGUACUGCAGUUUGUACUUUUUUAUUUUGUAAUAUAUUGUGAUUUUGGAAUUUAUACAGUAUUUGUAUAAUAGGAAUAUUCUCAGCUAAAAUGGAAUGAAUAAAGAAUAUAAUUUUA